This is a messenger RNA of Prorocentrum cordatum, 1596 nucleotides long. The record is from the annotation of a GenBank genome assembly. NCBI's taxonomy places the organism in Eukaryota, Dinophyceae, Prorocentrales, Prorocentraceae.
AUGCUGUACGGGAGCCGCUGCACGGGGACGGAGUCCGUGCGGCCCACGGAGCAGCCGGCCCAGCCUCCCGAGGAGUCCGCCCGCCUGCCGCCGCAGCCCAUGGUGCACACCCUCUCCGGGAGCAGGGGCACCCGCCUCUCCGGGAGCAGGGUGGCCCACCAGAAGACAGGCGUGUCCACGUCAGGCGUGUCCACGUCGUCGAGGGCGACACGAGCGGUGAGUAAGGCAGCGACGAACGCCUUCUCCGACACGGUCUUGGGGGUCGCCGCCGCGGCGAAGGAGCGGGAGGGUCGUUCCGCUAUCUCGGCGACCACAAGGGAGUCUCAGCGCCGUGCCGUGACGGGGGUUUUCGCCAAGAGCGAGGAAAUGGGCGCCAGUUUCGAGUUUUUCUUCGGGGCCGUGAUUGGAACCAGCGCGAUCAUGAGCGGGGUGGAGGUCCAGUACAGGAGCAUGCAUAUCGGAGAGGAGCUUCCUGUCGGCUUCGUGCUCCUGCGCCACGCUUACACCGUGCUCCUCGCGAUGGAGCUGGCUGCCCGCGUGUGCAAGCUGGGUGUUGUGAACUUCUUCUGCAAGGGGGAGGUGUUUUGGGCGUGGCUGGACACGCUGGUGGUGCUCAUGGCGCUGAUCGAGAUGGCCAUGGACGUGCUCGUGUCUGCCGCCGACGAGCUUCCAGGAGCCGCGCUGCUUUCGAGCGUGCGGCUCGCUCGUCUUGUCCGGCUCACGCGGGCCUUCCGUCUGCACCGCAUCAUCCGUUUCGUUGCGGCGCUUCGCAUGCUGGUGUAUUCGAUUUUGGCGACCCUGAAAUCGUUGUUGUGGGCCAUGGUUCUGUUGGUGAUGAUCAUCUACGUCUUUGGUCUCGCAUUCACCAUGCAGGCGUUGGACCAUGUAGAGUCCACCGAUGACCUUGGCCAGGACGAGAGGGCGAGGCUGACACAGGAGUGGGGAUCUCUAGACGUAAGUAUGUACACGCUCUUCCAGUCGAUUUCUGGCGGCGUUAGCUGGAGGGACCCAGCCCUCACGUUGCAGAUCAUCUCGGUCGUCCCGACCGCCCUGUUCACGGUGUACAUCGCGUUCGUGUAUUUCGCUGUUCUGAACGUGAUUACUGGGGUGUUCUGCAGUUCGGCUGUAGAAUCAACCCAGCGAAAUCCCGACCUGGUCGCCAAGUCGAUAAUCGACAACAAGCGAGUCCUUACGGAGAAGCUCCAGCAACUUUUUGGAGCUAUCGACGGCGACGAGUCGGGUCGUAUAACCAUCGACGAGCUGGAGCUAUUCGCCGAGGACGAUCUGAUGAAGGCCUACUUCCAGGCUCUCCAGAUCGACGUGAGCGACGCCUUCACGCUGUUCAAGCUUAUAGACAGCUCGAACGAUGGUGCUAUCAAGUUGGACGACUUUCUCAGGGGAUGCGAGAAGCUACGGGGUAAUGCUACAAGCAUGGAUAUCGCCGAGAUCGGCUACGACAUGAAAAAGAUAACCCAACAGGUGAGCAAGGUGCUGACAUCGCUGGAGAAGCGAGGGCACAGUCUGACCGAGAAGGACGUCGUGCGCAAGCCGAGCCUCACAAUACAGCCCUCGGCCCGUGGCUCGAGCGAACAGUGA